CUCCUCGUUGCUCACCUGGUGCCUCCCCGGUGCCGUCGUACGUGUUGACGAUUCAAUGACGCAGUACUCGCUCGUACGCUCGUUCAUGCCUUAACAUGCAGGUCAAUGAGUACAUGGACCGCCUGGGAGUGAGGUACGCUAUUGUCAGCUGCCACUACGCCAUGUGGGCGGUGCGCCGCACGUGCUCGCCACCGCCGCCGCAGGUCCUGCUGGAGAACCAGACCGAACCCCAACCCCGGCAGCAGCAGCAGCUGCAGGCGCCAUCGGUGGGUCCUGCAGCCGCCGCAGUAGUCCGUGCCCGCAGUACCGGCGUGACAACCCGAAGUGCAUCCGCCGCUGCUGCACGUGCGCUGGCUGCUGGCGCAGGCGGCGGUGGCUGUAGCGGCAGCGGUCCUGAUGGCAUGGGUGGUGUCGGCGGCAGUGGCAGCGUGGCAGGUACCGGCAGCAGCAGCCGCAAGCGCGGCCGCGCGCGCGACGGGGUGCUGCACCUGGCAGGGCCCUUUCUGGCGCCAACGGAGCACACGGACCAACAGCCGGCAGUCACAGCCGCCGCCGCCACCCUGUACACCAUGCUGCUCAGCCUGCCGGAGGUGCCCGACCCACCUGCAGCAGGGCUUGCGCGGCGGCGGUCGCGGUCAGCGCCGCCCGGGCAGCCGGACGCAGGGCCCAGCCGCAGCAGUGGUGGCGGUGACGGCGGUGGUGCAGUUGGUCGCGGCGGGCAGCCCGGGGGCGCUGCUGCCGGCGGUGCGGGGCACACGGAAGGGCAGGCCGUGGGCGGUGCGGGGCUGGCGGCACAUGGCAGCCGGGCGGCGACGAGCCCGCCGGCGGGAGCGGCAAGGCGAGCAGCAGCCGGCGGGGAGGCGGAGGCGCAGCCCUCGAUGCUGCAGCAUUGGGACGAACAGGGCGCAGCGCGCCUUGCGCUGGCGCCCGCCUCUCCAUCCGAAGCAAGAGGCGGAGACGGAGCGAGCCUUGCGCCCGUCACCGGCAGCAGCGCGCAUCACUGGCGGCGGCGCGCAUGUUGCCUCCGCCAGCCGCCGCCGCUGCCGCCGCUCCUCAUUGAGGCCGACCCCGAGGUCCUGCACGUGGGCUACGCGGGCCUUGCCUGCACCGGCCGCGUCAACGGCGAGGAGGCGGUGCUUAAGAUCCUGGACUCGGACGAGCACGGCGUCGCGGCCUUCGAGGCGGAGUGCAGUGCCUACCGGGCGCUGGCCGCGCUGCAGGGCGACGUGCUGCCGCGGCUGCUGGCCGCUGGCCGCCUGGGUGACCUGGCGCCGCCGCCACCACUGUCUGGGGGGGAGGAGGAGGAGGAGUGGGAGCCGCCGCCGGACGGCGACGUGCGCUUCAUCGCCACCAGCCGGGUGCGGGGCUUGACGCUGCGUCAGGCGGCGGAGCAGUGGGGCUACAUCCAGCCGACGGCGGCGGCGGCGGCGGUGCACGCGCUUAAGGUACUGCACGCGGCGGACAUUCGCGCUGCUGGCGGCGGCAGUGGCGGGCGCUUCCUGCACGGCGACAUCCGGCUCAGCAACUUCAUGUUCCUGCUGCCGGCUGCGGAGGCGGCGGUGGGGCCGCGCUGCGUGGUCAUUGACUUGGGGCUGUCGCGCCUGGACGGGACGGAGGCGGAGCAGCAGGCGGAGGUGCGGCAGCUGGAGCAGCGACUCCAGUGCGGCAGUGGCUGAGGAAGAGCGAGGGAUGAGUGAUGAGUGCGAGGAGGUGAGGGUGGCUGGCUUCAGCCGUGGCCGAGGGAGCAGGCGGGAGGAACGGCAGGGUGGUGGGCCUGCUGGGCGGGUUCUGGGCAGGACGUGCAGUUCGGAGGUUACGAAUGGGAUGCGCGCUGGGCCACGGUUGCAACUGGGGUGGACAUGCGGCCGCACUAUUGUGCGGUGCGGUAAGAAAAUGAAUGACUGAUUGCGGACCUGGAUGUGCCAAGACAAGGGGCAUCAUGUAGCGCAGCAACAGGUGGCUAACAAUAACGAAAACGCUUGAGAUUCUUGCAUGGACCGUGUGCUCAGAAUAAUGCAUGUGUACGAACCGGCGGUGUCUCUGUAUGUCCUGAUACAUUCAUGUGAGGGGCUACCCUGCUUACUAGAAUGGAUGCAAGCUCAAGGCAUGAAUGACUGUCACACGUAACGGGUCCUCUGACAAUGACGGGCUCGGCAUUUGGCAGAGCCCGCUCCUACCUACAUGCGCUGAGUAAGAAGGGUUCAGGUGCGCUCGAAGCAACUGUGCAGGAUGCGCGUUCACUGCCAUUCUAGUGUAAAUGAGGGUUACCGAUGACGGGCAUUCCGUGGAUGGUAUGGAGGCAAGUGUCAACAUCAUCGAGGGCGCAAGACCGAGAACUCUAUCUAGCGUACGGAGGGCGGGGAGCUAGCGGCGUAUGUGUUGCGGAUGGGCGCCGGUUGGCGACGAUGUUGGAGGAUGGCACCUAAGGAAACGCAUAACAACCACCAAGGUAGCUUGUGGCGUGGCUGUGCCUUGCCGUGGACCGUCUGACUGCUGAUCCGCAGCAGCAGAGCUCUAUGACUUCAUGGCUGUAUGCUUUGUCACAACUGGUCGGUACUAAGCAACCUGAUGUUCUGCUGUGCAUGCCUGUGAUUGGCUGGCUGCCGGGGUAAGCCGCAGCAGGGCAAACUAUCACGGCAAGCUCGCGAAAGGAUCUGUGCCGUGGGUGUACCAUAUGCCCCUGCGGGGUAAGCCGGCGCAGCGCAGUGGAGCCCUGUCGUUUGCUAUGGCGUUUCCGGCCCCAACAUGAUGUGUAUAAGGGAGUUGGUCCCAUGGAUGGCGCGCUUCAGGAAGUCCGCGAAAUGUUUGAGCGCGGUGCGUCAGGUACCCGUACUCGUAUAUGACGAGUGCGAGAAACGUUACUUGGUCGAUGUCUGGCGCCAGGUGCUUGGGUCAGGCCCCAGACGGCAUCUGCCCGUUCCGCUUAUACGGCCGCCGUCAGCCCGCGCUACUGCGCAGCGCAUUGCCGCGGCCAUGGUGCUCCUGCCGGAGGACUGGGCGGCGGCGGCGCGGAAGGUGCAAGCGCCGCGCCGUGACGCGGUCUGCGGCGCCGGCCUAUGUUGAAGCCGUGCGUGUGGUGGCCCGGGGGUUGGUUGCCUGCUGUUCGUGCAGUGACGUGACUAGUUUGUUAGCUGUGGGUCAGCACGGACUGUGCACCCAACCCAACCGGCAAAGUCCGGCAUUGCGGGGAUGCCAUAGGCAAUCAUAGGCCCCCAACAUAGAUGCGUGUGCUUAAUAGGUGCCGCGUCAGGUGUCUGGUGUCCAUUGGGCACCAGGAGGGGAGGGUUCCAUCACGAGCCCUUUUCCUGCCCUCUCGGGCAGACAUCUUGUUUAAGCUCUUGGCGUGGCGGAUGUCGAAGGUGGGCCGUCUCCACUACGCUUUGCUGUUGUAGCUGUCGUGAGCGAAACACGUGCAUGUGUGUCUGUACCACUCGAACAUGAGAUGGGGCUAGAAGGUUAUGUGUUUUGAUGUUGUUUCCUGAUAUCUGUCGGCGACAGCACGGUACACGUGCUUGUUCCGAUAGCGCGUGCACCAGCGCACAUGUGGGCACGCUUGCGCUGGCCUGUGAACUUGAGCGCAGUUUCGCCAGCUUCGCCGUCUUUUUGUGAGUUUUUGGUGCAUUUGAUUGGUGCCAGCGCGAUUUGAUGUGUCUUGGCGGAUAGCGUGUUGUUCUGCUGCUGCGUUUUGCUGUGUGUCGAGAUGUGCUUGUUGGCCAAUCAAGUACUGCCCGAGAUACGAUACCGUAAUGGUGUCUGUUGCUCAUUGAGGAGGAUUACUCCACUUGCCGGAGUGCUAGUUCAUUUGCCUGGGCUGCCGCCGCUGCCGGGCCAAUCCAUAGGGGCGUUGUCAUGACAGUUGGUGACAGGGCGCUCAGGCUGUAAUGAGGAUGGAUG
Chlamydomonas reinhardtii is the source of this 3894-nucleotide messenger RNA. RefSeq lists its product as uncharacterized. The coding region runs from base 96 to 1676 and encodes 526 amino acids. The record is from RefSeq and is a predicted model, not a curated record. The transcript has a single exon. Lineage: Eukaryota; Viridiplantae; Chlorophyta; Chlorophyceae; Chlamydomonadales; Chlamydomonadaceae.